AUGUCUGAACAGCAGUCCAGCGAACCUCGUAUCAAGUCUCACAAAAGAAAUACCGCUCACCGACGACGUCGCGAUGACGAAGAUUUUGAUGAGCGCUGGGGGGAUGAAGAGAUACCAGAGGAUGAGGAGCAGGCUGGCGACCCGGAAUUUGAGGAAUCUUCUUGCAAGAGAGUGAAACUAUCCGAUGGUUCUGUUUCGCAGCGGUCGAGCAACCCCACGCGGGCGCCGGAAACAGCAGACGAGAAGGCCCAAAGGGAAAGAGCCGAGGAUGUGAGGGAAAGGGAUGAGUUUGCCAAGAGGCUGGCAAAACGAGACGAGGAGCGAGCAAAGAAGAUUGUGGAAGACAGAACCUCGGGCAAAGGCAGCGCCACAGCGCAGCGGAGGGCAUUAGCAGACGAUGCCACGGCCAGAGAGGCAGUCAUGCCGGAUCUGCGACUCCGUUCAAGACAAGACUACCUGAAGAAGAGAGAAGCAGAGAGGUUGGCCCUCUUGCGGAAACAGGUUGCCGAAGAACAGGCCGAGCUUAGAGACAAUCCCGACCUGACAAGGCGGGAGAAGGAGGAGUUUGCACGCAACCAAGAAAUCCUCCGAAUUGCUGAAGAGCGACUGAGUAUCGACGACCACCUCGACGGCUACGCUCUUCCGGAGGACUACAUUACGGAGAAAGGCAAAAUAGACAAGCGGAAGAAGGAGCAAGCUCUCUAUCAGCGUUAUGUUGACAGGGAUGAAAGCGGCCGAGAACGUUACGUGACGGAGAACGAGGAAUGGGAAAAAGAGCAGACCAAGCGAGCGGAGGCGCAGAUCAAGAGAGCCGAGUUUGUCGAUGAAGGUGACUACGGCUAUGUCUUCGACGAGAGCCAACAAAUGAAAUUUGUCAUGGCCGAAACCGUUGGUGGAGAUAUAGGCAAAGGGAUGACGAAAGAACAAAGAGAUCUAGUUCAGAGGCUGAGUGCUGCAGAAGCCAAAGCCAAAAGCAUCGACGAAACGAGAAAGAGCCUACCAGUCUACCAGUUCCGCGAUCAAAUCAUCCAAGCGGUCAAAGACCAUCAAGUCCUGAUCAUUGUCGGUGAAACUGGCAGCGGAAAAACCACGCAACUCCCGCAGUAUCUCCAUGAAGCUGGUUUCACGAAAGAUGGAAUGAAAAUCGGCUGCACCCAACCCCGACGAGUGGCGGCCAUGUCUGUUGCUGCAAGAGUGGCGGAGGAAAUGGGCAAGCGGUUGGGAAACGAAGUUGGUUAUGCAAUCCGGUUCGAAGACAACACCAGUGAAAAGACCGUUCUGAAAUACAUGACCGACGGUAUGCUAUUGAGAGAGCUUCUGACCGAUCCGGAACUGUCGCAAUAUUCGGCACUUAUGAUUGAUGAAGCACACGAACGGACUGUGAGUACAGAUAUCGCCUGUGGCUUGCUGAAAGACAUUGCAAAAGCAAGGCCGGAUCUGAAACUGCUGAUAUCCUCAGCCACGAUGGAUGCCCGGAAGUUUCAGAAAUACUUUGACGAUGCUCCCAUUUUCAACAUUCCCGGCAGAAGGUACCCGGUGGACAUUCAUUACACGGCGCAGCCUGAGGCCAACUACCUCGCGGCCGCUAUCACCACUGUUUUCCAAAUUCACAUCACACAGGGCGCAGGAGAUAUUCUAGUGUUUCUUACAGGUCAGGAGGAGAUUGAGGCGAUGGAAGCGAAUCUGCAGGAAACAGCACGGAAGCUCGGGAACAAAAUCCGAGAAAUGAUUAUUUGCCCCAUCUAUGCCAACCUGCCGACAGAUCUACAAGCAAAGAUAUUCGAACCUACUCCACCUGGGGCAAGGAAGGUGGUCUUGGCGACCAAUAUCGCGGAGACGUCGUUAACAAUUGACGGUAUUGUCUAUGUGAUUGACCCAGGAUUCGUGAAGGAGAACCAAUACAAUCCGCGAACCGGCAUGGAGUCGUUGGUGGUGGUCCCCUGCAGUCGCGCCUCAGCCGGUCAACGUGCCGGUCGAGCCGGCCGUGUUGGGCCUGGCAAAUGCUUCCGACUGUACACUGCGCAGGCCUACAAGAACGAGCUUGAGGAGAAUACCACGCCAGAAAUUCAACGGACUAAUCUGACGGGGGUGAUUCUCCUGCUCAAAAGUCUCGGUAUCAAUGACCUUCUCGACUUUGAUUUCAUGGAUCCGCCUCCGACCGACACUAUCGUUAGAGCGAUUGAACUGCUCUACGCACUGGGGGCGUUCAAUAAUGCCGGUGAACUGACCAAGAUUGGUCGUCAAAUGGCGGAGUUCCCAACCGAUCCUAUGCUAGCUCGGUCCAUCCUCGCUUCUGACAAGUAUGGCUGUGUUGAUGAGCUGCUCUCAAUCAUUGCAAUGUUGGGUGAAGCCUCUGCAUUGUUCUUCCGACCCAAGGACAAGAAGAUCCAUGCCGAUAGCGCCAGGGCUCGGUUCACCAACAAAGACGGCGGUGAUCAUCUCACCCUGCUCAAUGUCUUCCAGGAGUGGGUGGAUUCAGACUACAGCUAUGUCUGGGCGAAAGAGAACUUCUUACAGCAACGAAGCCUGACGCGAGCACGAGAUGUACGGGAUCAGCUGGCAAGACUGUGCGACCGGGUGGAAGUGGACGCUAGCAAAACCUGCGGAGGAUCGUCGAACAUCGAACCCAUCCAGAAGGCGAUCACGGCCGGCUUUUUCCCACAUUCAGCGAGGCUUCAGCGAGACGGUCAGAGUUACCGGACGGUGAAGAAUGGACAAACCGUUUAUAUCCAUCCUUCGGGCGUGCUCAUUGAGAACCGACCCAAGUGGCUCCUAUACCAUGAACUGGUCCUGACCAGCAAAGAAUAUAUGAGAAGCUGCAUGCCAUUGAAGCCGGAAUGGUUGAUGGAGGCGGCUCCUCAUUAUUACAAGAAGAAGGACUUGGACUCUCUGGGGGUAGAAAGAAAACUCCCGAAAGGUGAGGGCAAGGCUCAGAGUAAGAUAUAA
Capronia epimyces CBS 606.96 is the source of this 2946-nucleotide messenger RNA. Its product is annotated as adenosinetriphosphatase. Gene Ontology annotation, molecular function: ATP binding; RNA binding. The record is from RefSeq and is a predicted model, not a curated record. Gene Ontology annotation, cellular component: intracellular anatomical structure; catalytic step 2 spliceosome. The transcript has a single exon. Bases 1 to 2946 code for a protein of 981 amino acids. Lineage: Eukaryota; Fungi; Ascomycota; Eurotiomycetes; Chaetothyriales; Herpotrichiellaceae.